AUGAUAACGACAAAGUUCAAUAUAACUGGGAUGACCUGUUCAGCAUGUUCAAACACCAUCACUAAAGAAAUAGAAAAAAUAAGUGGUGUAAAAUCUGCACAUGUUUCACUAUUAACGGAAGAAGCUGUAAUACAUCAUGAUGAAACAGUAACUGUUUCGCAACUCAAAAAUGCAAUUGACGAUCUCGGCUUUGAGCCAUCGUUUAUAUCUUCAAUAAUAGACGAAGCAAAAGAAUCAAGUGAGAGAAAUUAUUUGAGAACUCGUAUCCACAUCGAAGGAAUGACAUGCGCUAACUGCUCAAAUACUAUUGUCAACUCUAUCAAACAACUAGAAGGUGUUCGGAAGAUCGAUGUUUCACUAUUAGCUGGAGAAGCUACGAUCCUUCAUGGUAAGAUUUCACCAAAUAAAUUAGUUGAUGAAAUCGAGGACCUUGGUUUCGAAGCUAAACUGAUGUCAUCUGAGCAAAUUCCAGCACCUGCAAUCAAAUUGAAAACAGAAUUGACCAUUGAAGGAAUGACGUGCUCUGCUUGUGUCAAUUCAAUUACUAAUGUCCUGAAAAGCAUACAGGGCGUUGAAUUCGUUAAUGUUUCCCUAAUGACUGAAAUGGCAACCGUAAUUCAUGAUGAUUCUGUCAAAGUUGAUCUAUUGCUUGAAUCAAUUGCAGAUGCUGGUUUCGAUGCUUCUAUUAUUCAGGUCACUGAGAUGAAUGCUAGUCGAUAUCAUCCUGAUAUCGUAAAUGACAUUCUAACUUGUUGUUUACAUGUUUAUGGAAUUAAAGAUGAAGAAGAUGUAACCAAAAUCAAAAAUGCAGUCUUAGAACUAGACGGUAUUUUGGAUUGUGAUAUCAGCUCACUGUCGGCAGAGGUCAAAAUCGAAUACAAUUCAAAUGUUAUUGGUGUGAGAGCUAUUCUCAAGGUGCUAACUGAUUUGGGUUUUGAUGCUAUUAUAUCCAACAAAUUAGACACAACAUCUCAAAUAGAUCUACUUGCUAAAAUAAAGGAAGUAAAAUACUGGAGAUCUAUUUUCCUUAAACUAUUGCUCUUUGGUAUUCCAAUAAUUUUGGCUGCACGCAUUACUCCAGUUAUCAGACAACCAAAUCACUGGGGGGCUAAUUUUCUAGAAUUAAUUGACGGAGUAUAUGUUGAUAUAUUGGUACAAUGGACACUGAGUUCUUAUGUCCAAUUUAUUCUUGGCAAACAGUUUUACAUAAAUAGUUACAAAUCAUUAAAGCAUGGUAGUGGAAACAUGGAUGUCCUUAUAUGCGUUUCCACUUCAAUUGUUUACUUUUAUUCUGUUUUCAGUAUUAUGAAUGGUUUCUUUAGGAAAGUAUAUCCCAAUGUUCUCUUUGAUACAUCGGCGAUGUUGUUAAUCUUCAUUAGUUUGGGUAAAUGGGUCGAAAGUAAGGCUAAGGGUAAUACUUCUACUGCCUUAUCCAAAUUAUUGUCUUUAACUCCUACGACUUGUAUUAUUUUGGAAGAUCCUCACCUUUUCAAAACAAAUGAAAAGGGUGGAUUUGAUGCAUCUGCAGUCAAUCAAAUACAGGUAAGUGUCGAUUUAUUACAACGUGGCGAUAUUGCUGUUGUGUUGCCUGGCUCAAAGGUGCCUUCAGAUGGUGAAUGUAUAUUUGGCUCUUCGGAAAUGGAUGAGUCGUUCUUAACUGGUGAAUCUUCACCAGUUACCAAACACGUCGGCUCACCUAUGAUUGGAGGCUCGGUUAAUAUCACAUCGACUAUUUACAUGAAAGUUACUGAGGUCGGAGAACAAACUCAAUUGCAACAAAUAGUUAAGCUGGUGAAAGAUGCACAGACUUCAACCGCUCCAAUACAAAGAUUUGCGGACUACAUCGCCUCUAUUUUUGUUCCAUCUAUUUUGAUUUUUUCCUUGAUGACCUUAAUAUUUUGGAGCUGCUAUACCAAAAUUGUUUCAAUCGACAAAGUCCCCAAAAUGCUGAAAAACUUAGACGGCGAUAAGGUGGAAUUCUUUAAAAUUUUACAAAUUGCAAUCUCGGUAAUUGUAGUCGCCUGUCCAUGUGCUCUAGGCCUAGCAGCACCUACAGCUGUGAUGGUUGGUACUGGUGUCGGUGCACGUAACGGAGUUUUGAUCAAAGGAGGUGAAGUUUUGGAAAAAGCAAAUGAUAUUGAUGCUGUUAUUUUUGAUAAAACUGGUACAUUGACCAAAGGCGUAAUGGAAAUCAACUCUUUCGAGUUUUAUGGAGACUAUGAACAUAAGGAGACUUUUAUUUGGUCACUAAUAAACGCUGUUGAGUUAAACAGUGAGCAUCCUUUGGCAAAAGCUUUGGUGAAAAGUUCGUUGGACGAACUGGCGGGCAAACAGGCUUCUCAAUUUGAACUAAAAUUAGUUGAAAGCUUGAUUGGUAAAGGUAUCACGGCAGUAGUAGUUAAUCCAGCGACUGGUAAAGAUAUCAACGUCAGAAUGGGUAAUUCUAGAUUAAUGGAUGCUUUCAAAAUCGUAAAUAAAGGAAAAUACGAUGAGACCAUUGAGAAACUGGCAUUUCGUAAAAAUAUCAGCUCCUUCUGUCACAUUCUGAUUGAUGAUGCCUAUAUUGGUUACGUGGAAUUACUAGAUACAUUAAACCCAGAGUCAAAGCAUACAAUUGAAACCUUCAUUAAAUGCGGUUAUUCUGUGGGGAUAGUUACAGGUGAUGCUGCUGAGACUGCUUCAUACGUUGGGGGGUUAUUGAAUAUACCAUCUAAUAACAUCUUUGCUGAGGCGACUCCUGAAGAAAAACUAGAGUAUAUAAAGAGUUUGCAAGAAAAUAAAGGUCUAAAGGUUGCAUUUGUCGGUGACGGUAUAAAUGAUGCACCUGCCUUAGUACAAUCUGAUCUCGGUAUUGCGAUCUCGACGGGUACUGAUAUUGCAAUGAGUGCUGCUGAUAUUGUUCUACUAACUUCCUCAAAUGAUAGUGUUGGUAAUUCUCGUAUCGGUUUAUUUGGUGUAUAUGCUAGUUUGGAUAUAUCGAGGUCCACUUUCAAUACUAUCAAACUGAAUUUUCUUCUUGCAGUAAUUUACAAUAUGAUUAUGCUGCCAAUUGCCAUGGGAUUUUUGCUUAUUCCAUUUAACGUUACUAUGCAUCCAAUGUUUGCAAGUGCGGCGAUGGCAUGCUCUUCUACUUCUGUUAUUAUCAACUCACUAACUCUAAACAGAUGGAGCAUGGAAAAACUAAAGAAAAAAGUCAACGAGUCUAUUGAAUGGAAAAACACAACUAAUCUCGGUUGGAAUGACGGUAUGGCUGAUACCCGUGGUGAAGUUACAGAAUUGUCGACUGAAUCAUUUAUUGUGAAUCGAAAUUAUAAACAUAAGUCUAUUCCAAUAUUCUCACGUGUUUGGCGGAGGAUUAGAGGUGCAUUCAGAAGAAAUGACUAUGAAAGAGUUUCUGUCUCCGUAUAA
Molecule: messenger RNA, 3408 nt
Organism: Pichia kudriavzevii
Lineage: Eukaryota; Fungi; Ascomycota; Pichiomycetes; Pichiales; Pichiaceae
Exons: 1
Coding region: 1-3408 (1135 amino acids)
Biological process (GO): copper ion homeostasis; monoatomic cation transport
Cellular component (GO): membrane
Molecular function (GO): ATP hydrolysis activity; ATP binding; P-type divalent copper transporter activity
Source: RefSeq, a predicted model, not a curated record